AGCAAGGUGGAAAGGUAACCGGUGCAUCAGUCGGAUGACAACAUGCGGGGACUGACGGGCAGCAGCUGGAGGAAGUUUGGACACGCUGGCAGGGGGACAUACGAGUGGUUAACCAGCGAACCAAGCCUACCUCUUCUGGAAACCCAGCUGCAGGGCACCCAGAAGAUAAGCUCCACCAAGGAUGAUGUGGAGCCCUUCCUCUGCAUCCUUCUUCCAGCCACCGUCCUGCUCUUCUUGGCCUUCCUGCUGCUUUUCCUGUACCGCCACUGCAAGGCGCCACGGCCCCAGGCGCAGGUUUUCAGCGUCGACCUCGCAGAGCACCCAGCCCCCGGGGAGGUGACCGACUUGCGGCCAGGCUUCCCCUGGAGCAGGGAGCCCACCUUCACGUACUCACCUCUGCCCCGGCAGGCGGCGCUCCUUCCAGCCUGUUUACCGCCCUCCUACGAGGAGGCCACCAGGCAGGCCCCUGGUGCAGGGGCUCCUGCUGCAGGCCCUCCGUGUGGAGAGGCUCCGCCUGGACUGGAUGAGCCAUUUAAAACCAUUUAAAACACAGCCCUCAACCCUUAAUAGAGCCCACCUGCGAAGGGGCAAGGCGAUCUAGACCUAAAAAGCUGCUAUUCCCUGGCAGACUCCUGGAAGAAUGGACCCUUUAAGCUGGGUAAAAGCUUGAGUAAUGUCAACCUAGCUAGUCCAUUUGCAAGUUCUCCAGGUUAUUCUAAAGAGGACUGGGCUCCUCUAAAAUGUAGAGCACCCCAGAGAGAAAUAGGAAAGUUCUAUGUGAGCUGAGGAAAAAGAAAAUUAGGCUAGCUAGCAGCCACAGGAGCUGGCUCUGAUGGAAAAAAAAAAAA
This is a messenger RNA of Manis javanica (Malayan pangolin), 848 nucleotides long. It is a transcript of the gene SMIM28, whose product is annotated as small integral membrane protein 28. The record is from RefSeq and is a predicted model, not a curated record. NCBI's taxonomy places the organism in Eukaryota, Metazoa, Chordata, Mammalia, Pholidota, Manidae.